AGAGGAUUUGAGGGUAAAAAGACAGAAUGGAGGCGGACGGAGUGUAACCUGUGUGGAGGUAAAGCGGUGACGCGACUCUUUUCUGUCUUCUCGCGGUGUUUUCUGAGCCUCCGGUUGACUUAUUGACAGUAAGGCCUCCCGAUUACGCACAAAAACACACACACACACACACACACACACUCUGACACACUACAGCAGAGCACAUUAUUCAUGUGUUUCUGGUUUGGAGACGUGCACCUUCCACUGUGAUUUGGAAGUUUCUGCUGCUUUUCAUUUUUAUUUUUAGUCAGAUUUUUCCAUUUUACGCAUUUUUUUUAACCAACACUUCAUUUUAUUUUGGAUUUUUUUGGUUGUAUUUUUAGUGUUUAAAUCGAAAGAGACUUCACAUUGUUGGGUUUAUUCCUGGAAGUAUUUUUGAAUGGAAUUUUUCGAUUUUUGAUUUUUAUUUUCAACAUUUUUUAACCAACUUUAUCCGUGGGCUCGUGUUUCCUGCUGUAAAUUAGCCUGGAGACUUCCUACAGCCCCACGGUGCCUCCGGUCUGCAUGGACAACAUGAACUCCUUUGUGGAAUACUCCAUCUGUAACCGACCAGGGACCGGAGCCUACUCUGCGCCUAAGUCUGGAUACCACCACCUGCACCACCACCACCUCCCUCUGGAGCAGCACCAGGCCUUCCCGGUGACCUCCGGCGCCUUCCACGCGGGCCUCACCGGCUCCCAAGUCUCCGUUAACGGGACGAGAGGUGACAGCAGCGCCGGGGGAGCCGGUUACAGCACGGAUGGAAGGAUGUACGGGAGUACCGGAGCGGACACCGGCGGUGGAGGAGCGAGCCAGCAUCAUCAUCAGCAUCCUCCUCCUCAUCACGACCAGCAGCAGCAUCAGCACAGCGGCUACCACCAUCACCUCAACCUCCACCAGAACCAGAGCCUGCAGAGCGGAAUACUGUCUCCUUAUAAUACCGGCAGCGGGAACACCGGGGCCUAUGCGGGCCAAGCGUGCGCCACAAACACCGACUACGUUCCCUCGGUGGGUCCUCCCAGUUCCGUUCACCCGCAGUAUUUCGUGGAGGAGUCUGUGGCCUCCACCUACUAUCAUCAAUCAACCUUCCCCAGCUCGGCCCCCACCGUCGGGCCCAGCUACGGGGCCCUAGCCGGGGCCUACUGCGGGCCUCAGGGAGCCCUGGCCGGGUCACAGUACCCGCAGCAGGUCGGCGGGGGCCUGGACGCAGCGGGCUACCUGGGGCUGCCACACGGGGGAGGGUACGGGGAGCUGCCGGUGUCUCAGGACCGGGAGAGAGAGGAUGAGGAGGGCCAGCAGGCCGGGCAGGGCCAGACCUUCGACUGGAUGAAGGUGAAGAGGAACCCGCCGAAGACAGUCAAAGUCUCGGAUUUCGGCCUCGCGGGCGCGCACAACAACGCCAUGCGCACCAACUUCAGCACGCGGCAGCUGACGGAGCUGGAGAAGGAGUUCCACUUCAGCAAGUACCUGACGAGAGCGCGCCGCGUGGAGAUCGCGGCCACGCUGGAGCUGAACGAGACGCAGGUGAAGAUCUGGUUCCAGAACCGGAGGAUGAAGCAGAAGAAGCGCGAGCGGGAGGGCGCCUCCGCCACCGCGCACUCCUCCUCCUCCGGUACCGGCAGCAAAGAGCUGGAGGACACCGACCACUCCUCCACGUCCACGUCUCCGGGCGCGUCCCCGAGCUCGGAGACGUAACGUGGACGUGACUGGUGACCCACUAUUAAAUGAUUUUCUUCUUCCAUUCAGAGUAUCUUUAAGGGAAGGCGCCUUUAAUGGACAGAAUCUGCUUUGGCUGCUGAUUUCCUACAUUUCCCAGAAUUCGUUACGGCCCACAUUUUGCGUUCUUCAGUUGCACAUUGAGCUGGAGAAGUUAGUUUGUGUCACACCUCAAUCAGAUGUUUCUUGUUUUGAUCUAAA
This is a messenger RNA of Amphiprion ocellaris (clown anemonefish), 1935 nucleotides long. RefSeq names its product homeobox B1a (gene hoxb1a). The coding region runs from base 544 to 1713 and encodes 389 amino acids. Gene Ontology annotation, molecular function: RNA polymerase II cis-regulatory region sequence-specific DNA binding; DNA-binding transcription factor activity, RNA polymerase II-specific. Gene Ontology annotation, biological process: regulation of transcription by RNA polymerase II. Gene Ontology annotation, cellular component: nucleus. The transcript is spliced from 2 exons. The record is from RefSeq and is a predicted model, not a curated record. Lineage: Eukaryota; Metazoa; Chordata; Actinopteri; Pomacentridae.